AUGUAUGCCGAUAAGACAGUACCUGGAUCGAAUGGCAGCCCAAAUCACAGAAACGGGAAUACGAUGAACAAUAAGUUUGAAAAAUUAAAUGGAAUGAAUAAUAAUUAUGAUGUUAAUCAAGAUUCUAAAUCAAUUCAUACUAUGGAGUUAACUCCACAACCAGAUAAUUAUUCAUGUAUAAAAUCAUGUCCUCAUAUUAUUUCUGUCUUGGAAUCCAAUGCCAAAAAUACUGUUUUUGAAACUUACAAACAAGCAGUACUAAUAUCACAACCAAUAUCAAAUAAAGUUUAUCAUUCUAAAAAAGAUCAUUCAUUGAUUCCUCAAAGUAAAAUAUUAUCAUCAAAGAUUAAAUCAUUAAAAUGUAAUGAGUGUCAUUUAAAUAAUUUUGAAAAUUCCAUGAUUUGUUUGCAAUGUCCUCAUGUUGGAUGUUGUUUCAAUAAUCAUAAUCAUUCAUAUUCCCAUUAUAAAUCUACAAAGCAUCAAUACUCCAUUGAUACUGGAUCAGGUUUGUUGUAUUGUUAUAGAUGUAAUGAUUUUAUUAAUCAUCCUGAUUUGGAAAGAAUCCGAAUGUCGGUAAUAGAUCUGGAUUAUUCGACUAGUGGAACGUACAAUGAAGAUAGCAAUGAAAAUUAUAGAGAACCUGGAAAAUUGGCAACCAGGGGUUUAAAAGGGUUUGUGAAUUUAGGAGCCACCUGUUUUAUGAGUUCAAUCUUACAAACAUUAAUUCAUAAUCCAAUUAUUAAGUAUCAUUUUUUCAAUAAUGAUUUGCAUUAUUUCAAUUGUGAAAGAGGUCAUAACCAAGAUAUUAAUAAUGGAUUUAUUGAUGAGAAUAAUGCAUGUAUUACAUGUUCAAUGGAUAAUAUUUUCAAAACUUUUUUCACUUCAGAUAAUUUAGAUGGUUUUGCAUUAUCAAAUUUUUUAGCAACUUCAUGGCAUAAAAAGAAAUCAUUAGCAGGAUUUCAAGAACAAGAUGCUCAUGAAUUUUUUCAAUUUUUAUUGAAUGAAUUACAUAUUGAUCAUGUGAGACUUAUGGAUACACUAGGUGAAGGUGCAAGUGAAACCCAUGGAAACUCUCCGUGUUCAUGUAUUAGUCAUAGUGUUUAUGGAUUUCAAUUGAAAAGUUCUAUUGAAUGCGAUUCCUGUGAGUAUGUGAGUAAUACAAUGGAACAUGUUAAUGAUCUUUCAUUGGAAUUAAAUAAUAGUGGUGGCUUAUCUGAUUGUUUGGAUCAAUUUACGAAAGCUGAACAUUUAGAACAUUAUACAUGUACGAAAUGUUCAUCAGUUAAAACUACUACUAAAACAUUAAAAAUUCAAACUGUUCCAACAGUGUUGACAUUACAUUUAAAAAGGUUCAAGCAUGAUUUAAAUUCUACCAAGAUUGAAACCAAGAUAGAAAUACCGAUGUUUUUGAAUUUAUCAGAAUAUUGUGUGGAAAAACCACAACCUGAUGUUAAACAAAUUUAUGAAUUAUUUGGUGUUGUUGUUCAUGAAGGUUCUAUCUCAACUGGUCAUUAUACCGUUUAUAUUAAAAAUUCGGGACAUUGGUAUAAAUGUGAUGAUUCAGUUGUUUCAUUGGUUAAUCAAGACGAAGUAUUGAAUUCGAAUGCUUAUUUGCUUUUUUACAUUCUAUAG
This is a messenger RNA of Candida tropicalis MYA-3404, 1632 nucleotides long. RefSeq names its product ubiquitin-specific protease. The record is from RefSeq and is a predicted model, not a curated record. Gene Ontology annotation, molecular function: zinc ion binding; cysteine-type deubiquitinase activity. Lineage: Eukaryota; Fungi; Ascomycota; Pichiomycetes; Serinales; Debaryomycetaceae. The transcript has a single exon. Gene Ontology annotation, biological process: protein deubiquitination. Bases 1 to 1632 code for a protein of 543 amino acids.